GCGAAGCGAAUAGCUCCAGUUUAGUCGGUGGUUGGAGUGUACGCUGUGCCAGUAGUUUUUUCCACACAUAUAGGUGGAAAACUUUGAAUUAAAACAUGUGGAAGCCCUGCCGCUGCUACUCUUAAGCUGAUUAAAUUUACAUUUUGAAGUUCGGUUAGGUGUGUUUUUCGUGAAAUGUUGGCAUGACUAACCAAGUCACUUGUUUGCUGAUUGCUGUUUUUCAGCUUGAAAACUAGUAACUAGUAGUAAGUUUGUGGAUUCCAAUUUGGGGUGUCACAUGACUAUGUCAUCUAUCACCAAUUUUUGAUAUAUUUAGUUCCUUUAUGUAAUAUCAAUAACCAUGUCACUGCAAGUAAUUUUGCAGUAUAUAUCCAAUGGAUUGAGUCUCAUAACAAUUGGUAUGUGCCUUGUUUUAAAGGUUCCUCAAAUAUCAAGGUUACUCGACAGUAAAUCAGCUGUAGGAAUAUCUUGCGUAGGCUUGAUGUUAGAAUUAACAAGUUAUAGUGUUAUGACAUGUUAUAAUUUUACAAAUGGCUAUUCACUGUUAUCCUACAUGGAAUAUCCAAUUAUUCUAAUUCAAGAGUAUUUUUUGAUAUAUUUAGUAUUAAAGUACCUGAGUGCUAUAAAUACUCAAACACUGCUGGCAGUGGGUUUUUAUUUUAUAACCUGCACAGGUUUAUUGACGCAAGUGAUACCAAAGACAGUUCUAACAUUUUUAGCUCCACUAUGUACACCAAUAUCAGCAUCAAGCAAAAUAGCUCAGUUAUUCGCGAUUGUUAGAGCAAAAAAUGCAGAUGCAGUGUCUCCAAAAACUUGGUUUAUAUCAGCCUUUACUAAUCUAACAAGGGUAUUCACAAUUUGGAUGGACUCAGCAGAUGCCUUGCUCUUAGGCAAUUUCAUUAUCUCGGUUGCACUGAGUUCAUCAAUUAUGUUUGCAGCUCUUUACUACAGAAGUAAUCCCAAGAAGGACGAAAUAAAGAAAGCAGAUUAAUUCUUUUGAUUGCGUUAAAGAAUGAGAAUGACUGAUGAUGUUUGUGAAAUUUUCAAUGGCAACGAUAUGAAGAGCGAUAGGAAAGCCUGUAAGACAUUUUUUAUUUUUAUUUAUAUUUUUAUUUAUAAAUGUUAUUGUUAUUAUUACCGCUUUGGUAUUACAUCACUGUUUUAUGUUUAAAAAAUGUGAGAAAAAAUUUCUUUGGACAAUAAAUGUUUGAAAGAUCAUCAGAA
This is a messenger RNA of Nasonia vitripennis (jewel wasp), 1224 nucleotides long. RefSeq names its product mannose-P-dolichol utilization defect 1 protein homolog. The transcript has 5 exons. The record is from RefSeq and is a predicted model, not a curated record. NCBI's taxonomy places the organism in Eukaryota, Metazoa, Arthropoda, Insecta, Hymenoptera, Pteromalidae. The coding region runs from base 341 to 991 and encodes 216 amino acids.